AUGGUGCCUAACGUCGGAGCGGGCGACACGAGCGAAGACGCCGUGCAGGAACUCAACAACACCGAGGCAGCAGCAGCAGCAGCGGAAACGCCCGAACCGUCGGGGGUGUCACCGGCGCCUACGCAGGGGCAUGUCCUGAACUGCCAGUUCGGUCGAUGGCAUCCGGUGUUCAAGCACUGCACACCGCGUAGCGUGGUACUGAAGCUCCCCGAAGAUGUGGUGCGGUACCUCCAGCAGGAUGGCGUGGUGCUGCCGAAGGGCUUCCAGAUGUCGUGCGGGGAAGGGGUGCGGGAUGACAGCGACGACGAGGUGGACUGGGGAAACGAAGACGAGGAUGAACAAGAUAGGCCAGACUUCCCGGACCUUCACGCGCUGCUGAGCGACGCGAUUGCUUCUUUGGGGGGAGCGGUGUUUCCCAAACUCAACUGGAGCUGCCCGAAGGACGCGGCGUGGGUAAACGGAGGGAGCCUAAAGUGCAAGCUGCCAGGGGACGUGCUCUGCCUGAUCAAGAGCUCCACCUUCAUCUCGCAUGAUCUCAACCAUGCGUUUGACGCGUGCACGGGCUCGAGCAUAUCUCGACCGGAAACAUUUACGCUGGUCUUGCGGAAGUGGUGCAACCUCCACCCCUCCAUGCUCUUCCGGUGUUUCGUCAGAGAGAGGCGGCUUGUGGGUGUUUGCCAAAGAGACUGCACGAGCUACUACGGGUUUCUAGAGGAAGAGGCGGACCGGCUGUCGACGUUGCUGGAGGAAUUUUUCGCGGCGGAAGUGUGCAAGAAGUUCGCAGACCCUGACUGCGUGGCGGACGUGUACGUGGACAACCGCUCUCGAGUGUGGCUCCUGGACAUGAACCCCUUCUCGGGGGUGACGGACUCGCUCCUGUUCGACUGGUCCGAGGAUUCUCUGGCCGCCCCUCUCCCCCCACGCCCGCCGACGCUUGACCGAGGAGAGGAAACCCUCCCGCCGGGGGUUGCCAUGCGGAUACACUUCGACCCCUCGUCUACACACGGAGACCAGGCGAGUUCCACGCCUUCUGGAACCGUUGCAGCGCGAAGCAAUGACCCGAGUGACUCGCAGCAAGGGCCGCCUGGGGGGCGGACAAGGGCAACAGGCGUUCUCGAGAGAGCGACGGGGAUUACGCUGGCCGGGGGGGGGGAGGGGAGGGACUUCGAGUUUCGGUGCGUGCCGUCCAGCUUGCACAUGGUGCCGGACCCGAUGGGGCGAUAUAGGGGCCCCGCGGAUGUGGGGAUGGGGACCCUUGCGUGCGGCACCGGGGGCAACGGGGGUCUCGAGCUCGAGGACUUGAUCGAGUCGUGCCGCCUUGCGGAAAAGGAUGAUUGA
Messenger RNA from Ectocarpus siliculosus, 1338 nucleotides. The record is from the annotation of a GenBank genome assembly. Lineage: Eukaryota; Phaeophyceae; Ectocarpales; Ectocarpaceae.